Molecule: messenger RNA, 2145 nt
Organism: Exserohilum turcica Et28A
Lineage: Eukaryota; Fungi; Ascomycota; Dothideomycetes; Pleosporales; Pleosporaceae
Exons: 2
Coding region: 1-2145 (714 amino acids)
Source: RefSeq, a predicted model, not a curated record
AUGCUGCCUGCGGGCAAUUCACUACUCCCAGAAAGACUGCAAGAGACUGCCCCAGUCACAGCCGCGCGCAUAGAGACCGAAGGGGCGAGGCUGAAAUACUUUAAACGGAGGAUUGCGUGGCCGAAGCAGCAACCGAGAAGCCCUGAAGACCGACCGCCAUCAACAGCGACUCCGGGAUACAGCGAUUCAGAUGAAUUUCCUGCGAUACGAAUAGCGUACUAUUUCGCCGGCUAUAUUCUUUCCACAGACAAGGCUUCAGCGGAGACUAUAGCUUUUGUUGGCAUCAUCCAACAGGUGCGAACAGGCAUUCACGAGGCAAAGACACUCUAUCUUUCAGCUACGGUUUCAAACUUUCUCGAUACUUAUCCAAGCAAGCGCGCAUGGAUCAAGGAGUCUUUGUAUGUGGCACAGCGAACCCUUAAUGAUAUCGGCAUGGAAUUGGAUUCAGCGUGGGUCAACGACGAAGACAGUGGCACGGCUGCAUCAAAACGCAAGCUUGAGUGGGUGCUGAAGAACCAGAAAAGGCUGCUAAAGAAACACCAGCAACUCAACCAGUGCCACGCUCAGUUGACUGGCGCCAUUCAUGUCAUGCAGACGGCGGAGUUGUGCGGCAAGCCUGGGGUCGUCGCACACGAGGCUAUUUACGAAGCCCCGGUGCGACCGUGGGUGCCCCACGACGAGAAGGAUGUGUUACGCGGUCCUUACUCGAGGCAAAAGCAUCGAAUAAGUCACAACUCUCCGUCCAUAUCAAAUCUUACACUACCACCAGAAGCCGAUAAAUAUGAUGCAGAAACAAUCUCCGUCAACUUGGCCCCGGUAGAGCUAGCAGGAUGUAUGCCCUCUGAUCUUCCCGAUAACCAAGAAAUGCAAGCUUUUUUGAGUCCUCAGGCUUACAACGAGGGUUUCCCUGCUAGUCCCGGUCUACUCAGAAGACAGCGAGCGUCUACAGACUAUGUUCGACCGGCCGUUAGAAGAGAAAUACGAGCUCGUGCAUCGAUUGACAUAGCCGCCCCGUCCUGGGAACUGGCCGAUACACCCCUUGGACGCCAUGAUUCGACAGCAUCUGCAGACGCUACAAUUGGUGUUCCAAUAAUCGCGAGAAGAUACCGGGCUACAUCGAUUGACAUUACAAGACAUACAGAAAGGCAGCGAUCGCUGCCUUUGGGACUGCCGCGUCUAAGGAGCCAGCCAUCUCUCCUGGAUGAUUUAGCUGACUUUGUUCACCCAAGUAUGGAAAGUGAAAACCUACAGGGAGAAAUGCUGAUCACGUCGCCGACUGGGUCGGUGCCAUCUAUCUCAAUUACAUCGACUCCGACAAUGGGUCAUGCUUUGCCUGUGGCCACGGAGACAAUAGCAAAGUAUGACUUGGUCACCGAAUCUACACUGCAGUCUACAAAAGAUUCUGAAGAGGGGGUCACUACACCCGAAAUAAUUGGACAGAACCAGGAAUAUAGCAGUCCAGAAGUUGCAGUCGACAGCCAAACUUGUGAAAGCUUCCUAUCCAAAAGGACAAAUUUAGCUGGAAUAGAUUGCACACCAGCACCAAUGUACCAGCACUGCUGGCCCUCAAGCGCAUCUUUAUCCUCAGGCUCUCCAGCCACUCUCACUCUCUUCGAAGACGACGAGCCCGUCCUCCGACCAAGCAGCCAGAGACCCUCUCGGCGCACAGCGAAAAGAACAUCACUCGCGUCCAGUAAUCUUUCCAUCGCCACAUCACCUUCACCUACAACCAGCACCAUUUUCGAGUUGGACGCCCAGCCCCCUGCUACGCCCUUGGCCUUUGACAGAUUGAAAAAUAAUGAGAACACGAAUCCAACCCCUUUUUCUCAACCAUCCUCUACGAUUGUCGUUGAGAAUGCCUAUUUCUCCUCCCAGCGCAUCUUGCCCAACCCGAAGGAGAUAACUGCAGAUCUACACGAUGAAGCAGUAUUAUCCGUGCUUCGUCGGAGACUCAAAAAACAUGUUCCGACGCAUACGCUAGCUCUAGAAAGUGGAUUGCCUUCAUUACCGUCUACUUCGUCGUCCGGUGAGAAUUGGGAGCAGCCAGCGGGGAAUACGACAAUGUCUUCGCAGGCUAAACGGCGAGCUGCACAGGCGAGAAGGAUGCAUUUGGCGUUUGGAAAGGAUGAUGAUAAUCAAAGGUAA